CUCUCUCUGGGUGUGUGUGUGGGAACUAGAGAAGAUUCUGAGACAGAUGAUGGUUAGAGGAGCAACAACCAUCAACGGUUGGUUUACCUGCUGAGAGAGCGACGUCCCUUCCAACGUUUUCUCGAUAUUCAAAGCAAAGGCAAAGGCUGGUCGUUGCUUCAGAUCUCCUUCUCGUCGAUUUUUUUAUUAGGCUUUCUUCUCGUAUUUAUGACGAUCUCCAUUACAUCACUGUGACCAGCAUAGACCCAACCCUCUACUGAGCAAAAUGGUGGUUUCCGGGUCUGUGACGCCUGGCCAGGCUUCUUUUUUGCUUGGAUUUGUCCCAGUUCUUAUUGCUUGGAUAUAUUCAGAGAUACUGGAAUAUAGAAAGUCCUCAUCUCCUUUGAAAGUUCACUCAGAUGCCAAUCUGGUUGAAAUGGGAAAUGAGACGAUUAGGGAAGAUGAUCGAGCUGUUUUGCUUGAAGGAGGCCUCACAAAAUCAGGGUCUGCAAGAUUUCAUAAUUCAUCAAUCAGAACAAAUCUAAUAAGGUUCAUAACAAUGGAUGAUUCAUUCUUGCUUGAAAAUCGAGCAACUUUGAGAUCCAUAUCGGAAUUUGGGGCAAUUCUGCUUUAUUUCUACGUCUGUGAUCGUACAGAUUUCUUUUUGCAGUCUACUAAGAAAUACAGUCGUGAUCUCUUCUUGUUCCUCUAUAUUCUUCUCAUCAUAGUUUCAUCCAUGACUUCUCUCAAGAAGCACCAUGACAAGUCAGCAUUCUCUGGAAAAUCAAUACUUUACCUUAAUCGGCAUCAAACUGAGGAGUGGAAGGGAUGGAUGCAGGUCUUGUUCUUGAUGUACCACUAUUUUGCUGCAACGGAGAUAUAUAAUGCAAUACGUGUCUUCAUUGCCGCAUAUGUCUGGAUGACUGGGUUUGGGAAUUUUUCUUAUUACUAUGUACGGAAAGAUUUCAGUCUUGCACGAUUUGCUCAGAUGAUGUGGCGACUAAAUUUUUUUGUGACAUUUUGUUGCAUUGUUCUUAAUAAUGACUAUAUGUUGUACUACAUCUGCCCAAUGCACACACUUUUCACUCUUAUGGUGUAUGGAGCACUUGGUAUUUUUAGCAAGUACAAUGAGAUAGGAUCAGUUAUGGCUGUGAAGAUCAUCACAUGUUUUUUGGUAGUUAUCUUGAUAUGGGAAGUUCCUGGAGUUUUUGAUCUCUUCUGGAGUCCGUUGACAUUUCUUUUGGGAUACAGAGAUGCAGACCCAUCAAAAUCAAACCUUGCACUUUUACAUGAAUGGCAUUUUCGAUCAGGCCUUGACCGUUAUAUAUGGAUCAUUGGAAUGAUAUAUGCAUAUUAUCAUCCCACAGUUGAGAAGUUGAUGGAGAAACUAGAGGAAUCUGAGACCAAGCGAAGAGUCUCAAUCAAAACAACCAUUAUUGCAAUUGCUUUACUAGCUGGUUAUUUAUGGUAUGAAUAUGUUUACAAGCUGGACAAGGUUACAUACAACAAGUUCCAUCCUUACACAUCAUGGAUCCCCAUAACUGUCUACCUUUGCUUGCGGAAUGUCACUCAGCAACUGCGUAGUUUCUCUUUGACUCUGUUUGCAUGGCUUGGCAAGAUAACAUUGGAGACCUAUAUUUCCCAGUUCCACAUUUGGUUGAGAUCAAGUGUGCCCAAUGGACAGCCCAAGUGGCUGCUUGCUCUUAUUCCAGAUUAUCCCUUGUUGAACUUUAUGCUUACAACUGCAAUUUAUAUCUUGAUAUCAUACCGGCUUUUCGAGCUAACAAAUACAUUGAAGGCAGUUUUUGUACCUGCAAAGGACAAUCGGCGGCUGCUAUACAUUUUUAUUGCUGGAAUUGCUAUUUCAAUAUGCUUGUAUAGCAUCUCCUUGGUUCUUCUCCAGAUUUCUCAAACAGUGGUACGCCAUAUGACAAACAUUUAGCAGAUUAAGUGAAAAGUGAGGAGCAACUUUUUAUAUAAUGAAAUUCUUAAGAAUGCUAACAAGCUUGCACAUUGAAUGCAUUUUGACAUCAUUGAUGACAAAUGUAGUAACCAAUUGACUGAUUUUCCAUGUCAUUUCACAUCAUUAAUUUUUGCACCAUGACAUCAUUGCCCAGAAGAA
This is a messenger RNA of Nelumbo nucifera (sacred lotus), 2101 nucleotides long. Its product is annotated as protein REDUCED WALL ACETYLATION 1-like. Gene Ontology annotation, molecular function: acetyltransferase activity. Lineage: Eukaryota; Viridiplantae; Streptophyta; Magnoliopsida; Proteales; Nelumbonaceae. The record is from RefSeq and is a predicted model, not a curated record. Gene Ontology annotation, cellular component: Golgi apparatus. Gene Ontology annotation, biological process: plant-type secondary cell wall biogenesis; xylan biosynthetic process; xyloglucan metabolic process.